This is a messenger RNA of Darwinula stevensoni, 657 nucleotides long. Lineage: Eukaryota; Metazoa; Arthropoda; Ostracoda; Podocopida; Darwinulidae. The record is from the annotation of a GenBank genome assembly.
AUGAGAAAGAAAUUCACCUUGACCUUCGCGAAGAACGUGAAGGAACUUACGAAAGGAAUAUUUGGGAAUGUGACAUUCCAGGAAAUUUUCAUUUGGUCGACCCGCUUGACCUUGGAUCCCGCAGCAUUGCUUUCUUCAAAGGAUCGACUGGAGGACGUGUCAAUCAUGUCCAGCGCCAUGGACGAGUUCCCGUUUCAUAUCCUUCCACAGCUGACCAAGCUGAAAAGAUUGGACCUCACUGGCAAUCUGUUGAAGAGAGUGCCCGCCCUCGCAAGCCCCAAAUACAACACCAUGUCGGGCUUCCCCCCUGGACUGGUCGAGGGAAUGAGGAACCUGACGCAUUUUGAUGCUUCUGGCUGCAAUCUGGGACUGAUUUUACCGAAGGGAUCCCUGACGUUCCAGGGCGAAGUAUUGUCAGUAGUGUCUCUAAAACGAAAUGAAAUCGUCAAUCUAGAACGUGGAGCCAUCACAGUAAACGGUCUUCAUAUGACAUCAAGCCGAAUGUAUUUGCCCAUCUCGUAUGCAGUCUUGAUAGUCAUCCGUAUUCAGGCUUUGAAAAAAGUUCCCGUCGGCACAUUGACCUUGCACGGUCCAGUGGAAUUGCGGGUUCAGCACCCACCAGGCAAUACUGCAUCCACAGUCCACGGGAUUAUCUAG